This is a messenger RNA of Odocoileus virginianus texanus, 4782 nucleotides long. It is a transcript of the gene ARL1, whose product is annotated as ARF like GTPase 1. Gene Ontology annotation, biological process: intracellular protein transport; vesicle-mediated transport. Gene Ontology annotation, cellular component: cytoplasm; Golgi apparatus. The record is from RefSeq and is a predicted model, not a curated record. NCBI's taxonomy places the organism in Eukaryota, Metazoa, Chordata, Mammalia, Artiodactyla, Cervidae. Gene Ontology annotation, molecular function: GTPase activity; GTP binding.
AGACAAUUAUAAAUGCACAGUAUGAGAAGCCCUUCUGAAGCUUAUAUUUACUACACUUUUAGAUUUAUUAUAUUUCAUAGGUUCUGCUUCAUUCUGCUUGGAAUAAAAUCUAAGCAAAGAAUGUAACUUUCAUUAACAAUGGAACGCACUUAAAUCUUAAGUUUCUAACUUCGGAAACUACAGAAAACUACAGUAUGGUGGUUUGCAAAUCAAUUUACCAAACGUACAGUUACAGAAGGCAUCAUAAUGUAGUUACUUUAGGUCUGGAAGUCAAACGAUCACAGUAGAUGUUGUAGCUCUAUCGCUUAGCUCUUUUCCACUUCUUCAUCUGUGACUGAGAUAGGUGGAAUUGAAGUUCCUUCUAGCUUUAAAAUUUUAAACUUACUCCAUCCUAUUGUGGCUUUACAGUCAAAAGAAUUUUGGAAGUGUUUUCCUUGCUUGGGCUAUAUUAAAGCGUUCACAUUUUAAAAUUUAACAAAUUAUUAUUGUACCAUAACAUUUGAAAGGGAUUAAAUCAAUUAGACCAACUGAUCUCAUUCCGCUGAGAAUUGGCCUGAGGCAAUACCACCAUCUGGUGGUUUCUCUUCAAACAUAAUUUUCUAGAAGACGGUUUGGCCUCUCAUCAACUUUAGAUAUGCCUAUUUUAGGAAACAAAUUUAAUAAUGUUGCAUAUGUUUAAGUUAACUAAUGCUUAUGUAAUUGGUCUUAAAAACUUGUAAUUCAAUACAUUCUCCCAACAAGUAUUUGUUUAGUGCCCAAGUGUAAGAACAAAAGAGCAAACAAAAACACUUGAAUUCAUAGAUGUAAUAGUCUAGUGAGAGAAAGUAGACAGAUAAGCAUAAUAAGUAAAUUAUGUUAACUGGUAAGUUCUAUUAAAUAUCAGGAUAAGGGGGAUGUAGGAUAGGUUGCAAUUUCAAAUAAAAUCUGAGCAAAGACUUGAAAGAGGUGACGUCAAUUCUACACGCUUGUCUCAAGAAUAAAAUUCCACUGACUUACAAUCUAAGUAUCCAGUUUUAAUUCUAGCGUGCUGCUAUAAUUCUGCUUCCUCAAAUGUUCCUUUCUAGUAAGCAGGGACUGCAAUACCAGGUCAAUAUUAAAAAGAAGGAUAUUAACAUAUUAACAGGAUAAUAAAAUAUUAACAAGAAGGACUGCAUUUUGAAAAAUGACGCUGCCCUAAAGAUACAUACCUUUCCAAGAGUAAUGACUUUAGUAUGAGGAAAGGUACAGGUGGAAGAAAGAAGGGGCUCUAACGCUGACCCUACAGACCACUGCGACGCCUGAAAUCUCGAUAGCGGUCUCACUGUAAGGCUGCUCCGCAAUGGUGACGCAGGGCUCUUCCUAUCACUACUAUGUAGUUCUAUUUCCUGAUCCGAGAAAGGAACGGCGGAAAAUCAGGUAAACCCCGCAGGGUGCUUCUGGACCAGGAAUUUUCUGUGACGCCGCAACCUGCGCCCGGGUCCAGUCAGACAGCCGCAUCCAGGUCCGACGCGCAUUCCUGGUUGGCGGAUUCGUCACUUCUUGGUGUCAGAAGUUAAAAUGAAAAUUCACAGUUCCCUACUUCGGAAGCCCUUCUUGUCCAAGAAAACAGAAGCAAGAGCAACUCCAAGUCCUUGAAUCUUUUUUUUUCUCUCGUGGCUUCCACAAUAUCUACACCCUGUCUGCCGGGGACUUGCGUCGAAAGUGACGACGCGGACGCUCAGGCCUCGGUUUCCAGCGCGCAGUCGCGGCGGCCCCUCGCUCCCGCCCUUGCCGGGAGGUCCGACGUGGAAGUUGCUGGCUGACCAAGCUUCCAAAGAAACUGUCUGGGAGCUAAGAGUCCGAGCCGGAGCCGGAGCGCAGGCCUAGGCGAGGGGAGGUGGCGGCGCCAAGACUCGAAUAGGAGUCGCUGCCGAGGUCGGGGCCAGUCUCUGACAGUCGACGAGGGCGGACAGGCGGUUCAUCAUGGGUGGCUUUUUCUCAAGCAUUUUUUCCAGUCUGUUUGGAACUCGGGAAAUGAGGAUUUUAAUUUUGGGAUUAGAUGGAGCAGGAAAAACUACAAUUUUGUACAGAUUACAGGUUGGAGAAGUUGUGACUACUAUUCCUACCAUUGGAUUUAACGUUGAGACAGUAACAUACAAGAACCUUAAGUUCCAGGUCUGGGAUUUGGGAGGACAGACAAGCAUCAGGCCAUACUGGAGAUGUUAUUAUUCAAACACAGAUGCAGUCAUUUAUGUAGUAGACAGUUGUGACCGAGACCGAAUUGGCAUUUCCAAAUCAGAGUUAGUUGCUAUGUUGGAGGAAGAAGAGCUGAGAAAAGCAAUUUUAGUGGUGUUUGCAAAUAAGCAGGACAUGGAACAGGCAAUGACUCCCUCAGAAAUGGCAAAUUCACUUGGGUUACCUGCCUUGAAGGACCGAAAAUGGCAAAUAUUCAAAACUUCAGCAACCAAAGGCACUGGCCUUGAUGAGGCAAUGGAAUGGUUAGUUGAAACAUUAAAGAGCAGACAGUAAUUCAGUCACUUUUGCUCCUCUGAAACGAAGACCACAUCACAUAUCCCUUUGGAAACAGUUAAGUGUGCUCCACACUACUAAAUUUUAAAGCUGUGUGAUUGUCAGCAUAUACCGAACUGACUGGAACACUUAUAAUACAUAGUAAAACUAAGUAUUUGGUUGGAAGGGUAACUCAUCGUGAUUGAACCAACUGAAUGUCUGUCCUAUAUAAUGUAAAAUAUUCCUUCCUUGUUAUCUUGUGUUAAGGUAUAUAUUCUAUUUGUAUGCAGUUCUUAUUCAGAUACAGUCCUAUUAAAGAAUGUUCUCUUAAUGAGGAAAAAGCCCUCCAGGUUUUAAAUUAGUGGUUGCAUCUUGUUUGUAUUAAUACUAAUUUAUAUCUUAAUUCAGAUUUUUCCCUCUAAAAUGAAUUAGGUUUUUCCAAAGAUUAGGCUCAAUAGAGUAGGCCAGAACCUAGCGUGGGUAAUUAUAGUCUGCAUUUCUUAAUGACCACUUGGUCUAAGCUGUUUCAUUUAAAAGCUUUUGGUUAUAGGCAUGAAAUAAAUUAUUUUGGUGGCUAAUUUCACUGACUUAUCUGUAAUUAUCAUUUUAUAGUAUUUUUAGCUGUUUGGAAAUUUUUUUCAGAUUUGGACCUACUCAGUCAAUUUGUACAGGAAUCCUGCCAUGUUGCUAGGACAUCAUUUUUACAUCUUCAUUUUUAUGGACAUGGACCCAAAAUGCUGAUAGACUGGCUUGACUAAAGUCACCUGCCAGGGUGGUGGGAAUACAGGGCUUACAGAGAGAUUUAAGGGUCAGAAGCUUGUCCCAUGAACUAUACUAUAAAUUCCUGGAAGUGCCAACAUUGACAACACAACUUAAUUCCUUAUGUAAAAUUAAGCUAAUAGAAGUAGACAUAGUAGAUUCAAAAUAAUGUCUAUAAAAUUUUCCAUACUAGUAGAGGUAGUAGAAAUAGUCCUAAAUGGUUAUAUUUGAUUGAAUUCACAACACGGUAAACAAAAUUUCACAUUAAGGGAAAUUUUUUGAAAACAAGACUUAUUUUAAGAAGCAUUGUAAAGGAUGUUUUUACUGUCUUUGGUUCCUUCUAUCUACCUGUAAUUGAACGUGUAACUUUGGUGAAAAGUCAAAAUCUUAUUGAUUCUAGAGGGAGAGAAACUGAGUAUUCCUGAUUUUAAAAAUUAGGCUUACUGCUGCUAGACUAUCAAAAACAAUUAUUUCCUAAGGACUUUUAAAAGGAACUUUACAAACAACCCAGUCUACAGUGAGACAGAAAUAAAUAGACCUUAGUAAUUACUAAAACUGGGAGCAGUUUUUUUCAGGCCUUCUUCCAGGAGCGUGUGUUCCCAGUGUGCCCAGUAGUACUAGCAGCAUAUAACUGACAUUGUGUCAUAGUUUGCCAGGCACUCCUGAUGGGCAAACUGUCCUUUUCAUGUUCAUAUCCCUGACGUCCAGUAUGACGCCUGGCACAUUAUGGCACCUCAGAAUAUGUUCAUGGUUAAAAAUGGUAGGCUGUAUGUUUGUCAGCUAGGAAAAUAGUACAUCAGUGCUUUAUACUUGGGUCCCUUUCUGGUCAGUGGCACAUAGCUAGUGUUAGACUUGUACCCAAAUGGAUGAGCACUCCCCAGUGGUUCAGGACAUUGUGAAAAUAGAAGUGUGGGGAGGCGCAACCCUGGCAGGCAAACAGUGCCUGACAAAUAGCCGUGGUAGCUAAGGCCCGCACUUGGGUGAUCCUGAUCCCUCUGAUUUGCCACAAAGAAUAGGAUGGGGUAUAGAGCAUGCACUGACGUUAAGCUGGUAUAAAUGAGAAGGUCCUUGUCUAGCAGGAACAGCUGUACAGGUAUGUUAUAGGAGGUUGAAUGUUUAUAUUUAUAAAAAUCUACUGAGUCUUGUUUCAUGAGAAGCCUGAAAAGGACCAAACCUGAAAUCAGAGCAUAUGAGUUCUAGGCGCAAAGGGCACUCCAUCAGUUUCUGUUUGGUUUUUCUUUUUGUACAAAUAAUAUCAAAGGUGUCUUUGAGCGCUAACAUUGUUUUAUAAUUGGUUGGUAGUGGUGCUGUGCCACGUGAUCGAAUUUAAAGACAAAUCGAGAGUGGAGCUCUAUUAUCAGCAUACCUGAGAUGCACUUAAAUUGUGGAAACGCAAGCUCCUUGAGGGCGGGGACCAUACCUUAUUUACUGUUAGAACCCCAUGCGUCUAGUGUGGUGCACCUGGCACAUACUUGGUACUGGGCUCUCAAUAAAUAUUUACUGGAAUAAAUAUUGAUUAACUGCUGAUUAAAAUGAUUAAAUACUGAUGAAAACAAA